AUGGCCCCGCGCGCUACGCUGGUAGCCCUGGCCCUGGCGCUACUUUCGCUACUGGUGCCGCGGGGCCUUGCCUGGUACAAGCCGGCGGCGGGGCCCAGCCAUUACUCGGUGGGCCGCGCCGCGGGACUACUGUCCGGCUUCCGCGGAUCCCCGUUCGCGCGGCGCUCAGAGUUCGCCGUCGAGACGGGCCCCCAGCGCCGCGCCAGCGCCUCCUCGGAGCAGCGGCCCAGACUGCGGAGCCUCGUGAGUGAGCGCAAGCGGGCGGCUGGGGCCGGUGGGUGCGGGCGGCCACUUCAGCCUCCACCCCCCACCCAGGCCGUGUGCGUCAAGGACGUCACCCCGAACCUGCAGAGCUGUGAGCGCCUCCCCGACGGCGGCGGCGGGACCUUCCAGUGCAAAGCGGACGUCUUCCUGUCGCUGCGCGCCGCCGACUGCCGCCGCACUUGAGUCCCAGACCCCAAAUCCCGACCUCGCUGGCCCCGGUGGGUGCCCCCAACGCCCACUGCCUGCUCCGGGACCCCCUAAGCCUGCCGCGCGGGAUGGCACUCCUAAUCCUCCCUCCCUGGCCCAGCCUGGCCGUGCAGUAAUCAGCUAAAUGAAUAAAGAAGUCA
Messenger RNA from Sciurus carolinensis (gray squirrel), 611 nucleotides. RefSeq names its product neuropeptide B (gene Npb). Gene Ontology annotation, biological process: feeding behavior; G protein-coupled receptor signaling pathway. Bases 1 to 447 code for a protein of 148 amino acids. The record is from RefSeq and is a predicted model, not a curated record. Lineage: Eukaryota; Metazoa; Chordata; Mammalia; Rodentia; Sciuridae. Gene Ontology annotation, molecular function: G protein-coupled receptor binding. The transcript has a single exon.